UUAUCCAACGAGUAGAAUUGUCUGUAGCAAGAUUGCUAAAAAUUUUCUAAUUUUUUUUUCAAAGUAAUUUCGUAAAAAACGGUUUAAUUACAAAGGAUUGGAAAAGCUUAGAAAUUAGCAUGAAUUUCACGUAAAGGCAUGUGACUGAAUAAUUCUGAAUGAGUAUUUACUCGAUUCAGCAAUAACAAGCGCUCGCUAUUGUUUUAUUUGAAAAUAGAUUUAUUCCAGUUUUAUCAAAUAUUUAUCUGUAAAAACAAAUAUUUAUCUGAAUACAAUUUUUAAAAAAAUGUUAAAAUCUAUACUUAUGGUUAUCAAUUGCAUGUUCUUCUAUGAGUUAAAGUUUACUCAAUCGUGUACUAUGUCCAAGAGUUCUGGUUUGCGAAUGCUAAAAUGUUCAAAAAUGAAUCUUAAAGAAUUUCCAAAAGAUAUCGACAAUUCAACUGAAUUUUUACGUCUGGAGAAAAAUUUUAUCGAAGAUAUACCAAAACACUUUUCCAACAUACUGCCUAAUCUAGUCAAGAUUGAUAUUGCAUAUAAUCGUAUAAAAACUUUGGAAGCAAAUGUUUUUUCAAAUUUCAAAAAACUUAACACAAUCCAACUUCAAGACAAUAAAAUUACUACUAUAAACAAUGAUAUUUUUAAAGGACUGGAGUCAACAACAAUGAAGUUGCGGUUAACAAACAAUAGUAUUGCAACAAUUCAUCCAAAUGCAUUUUCUAGACUUUAUGCUGACACAGAUUUGUUUUUAAACAUUAACAAUAUAUCCUCAUUGCAUCCAGAGACAUUUGUUGAUGUUCGAUGGAUGAUACAUUUAGACUUGGAUGAUAAUCAUUUAAAUAGAUUGCCAGAAACUUUGUUUCAAAACCAAGAGAAGUUGUUGUAUUUAAGUCUUCGUAAAAACUUAAUUUCAUCAUUAAGCGAAAAUACAUUUAUUGGUUUGGAUUCAUUGGAGAAUAUAGAUUUAUCACACAACAAGUUGACUUCAUUACCAUCCCAGUUGUUUUCCAAGAACAAUAAACUACAGAUAAUUAAUUUAGAAUCAAACUUGUUGACUCGAAUACCAAUCAAAUUACCAUUCAGCGUCAUUGAAGUGAAGCUAAAAGACAAUCCUAUUGUUUGUGACUGUGAACUAAAAGCAAUGCUUUUAAACUACCAACAACCCUCAAUACUAAAAGACUUUGAUAAUCUACUUUGUCAAAACCAUGCAAAUCUAACUACUAAGCAAGUUCUUCAAGAAUUAUUUUGUGAAACAACAACAACACCAAAAUCUUUAUUGAGUAGUGUAUCAACUUUAAAAAUAACGAGUUCAACAGAAAACAAAAAUCCUCAUUUUGAGAGUGAUUUAGGUUGGCGUACAAUGCUAGCCAUUAUACUCAGUGCAGUUGUAUUGCUUGUUAUGGUUGUUUUGUUUAUCUUUCUUUAUCGAAAAUGCAUUUUAAAAACUGGUCACCAAUUUUAUAAUGUCGUUCAAACUUCAACAAUGCCUCGUAAAAAAGGCUCAAAAAGUCUGAAUCAGCAGGGCGUUUCUAAAUCAUUAGACCUAGACGAGAUAGAACAACAAAAAAAUGAAGGCUGGGACGGAACAAGUGUUGCAAUUUAUAGGAAAUUUGAGGGUGUCAUAUGAGAAUUUUGUUUUGGCAUAUUGUGCGGUGCUGCAGCAUUGUGUUGUGUUGAAAUAAUUAAAAUUUCUACCAAUUAGCUCUGAGGUAAACAACCUAAAGAAAUAAUUUGUUUUUUUAACAAAUUAUUUAAAUGAAAUAAAUCUCUGUCUGAA
Messenger RNA from Hydra vulgaris (swiftwater hydra), 1774 nucleotides. Its product is annotated as slit homolog 1 protein. Gene Ontology annotation, molecular function: protein binding. NCBI's taxonomy places the organism in Eukaryota, Metazoa, Cnidaria, Hydrozoa, Anthoathecata, Hydridae. The record is from RefSeq and is a predicted model, not a curated record.